AUGGAUCCCUUCAACGGCCUCCCUGCUGAGGUUCGUAUCAAGAUCCUUGGAUCUAUUCCUUCUUAUGCAACCACCGCUCGAUUGAUCCGAGCCUCGCCGAUCAUGCUGACCCAGUAUACAACUACCGAGUCGAUUAACUUGCGAGAAUACUUGUCGCAACUCUCCGGUACCGAUGUACAUGAUCAUGAGCUUCUCCAAGACGCUCUGGCGAUCAUCUACUUGGGCGAGAACUACGGCUUCGACGACUUCGACGACUUCGACGAAAUCUGCGAUCUUGCGCGCAAAUGGGAAGCCAAGACUCUCCCAUUACCUUUCCACCGGGGUGACAACGACUCGAUCACAAAGCUCCGGCUUCUGUUUGAACGUAUGAGCGAGUUCAUCGACGACUACCUCAGCAAGGCAACGGCUCAGAAUACUGUUGAGGCGUACCUUCAGCCCCCGCGCCUUACAUAUAUCGAUACCGUUGACUCGCAGCGCAUCACUCUGCAUGACUUGAACCUUCAAGAGCGCUCUCGUCUCUUUAAAGCGUUUAUCAAGUUCGAGGUCCUCUGCAAGUUCAGCGGCCGAGUAGCCCACCACGCACUGACUACGGUUCGAUCGCACCAAGCGCUCGAACUGAGCAGCUGGGAGAAUGAGGCUUUGAUGUGCGUAUAUGAAUACAUAAAAGCCUCCUAUAGCGCAAUGUUUGUCCAAUGUACAGAUACACAGACGUUCGAGGACUACAAGAAGCUUUGUUAUCAGAGAAGGAUCGAGCGCGAGGACUCAUUCUUUGUCGAAACGAUGUGUUACGAUCCCCGAUAUCCCUUCCUUCGGGACAAGUUUCCCAAGUACGCAGCCGAUUUCCCCAAUGCACUACCUUGGUGUGGGUUUGAUGUGUUGUCGCACCUGAUGAAGGAGGCGAAGGGCAAACACGAACCCAUGUGGAUGGCGAAGAUGUGUUCGAGGUAUGAUCAGAAGAGCUACGACUGGCAUGAGCAUAUUGUUCGCAGAAUCAAGGAGAAAUCAUAUGUGGAGGACCGGAAUCGUUCCGUACGAUAUCAGAGCCCCGAGGAAAAAGAAGCAAUCCGAGUCAAGAGAGCGCAUCGCACCAUACACCAACAGAGAGCUUCGGUAUUCUUCGACGACGCGAGAUUGUGUCCUGGACAAGAAGCCCACUUCCCGACAGAAGAGGAGGUCAAGACAGAGGAGGCGAGACUGAAAGACGAACGCAAAAUGAACACGAAGAAGCAAUGGGAUGAGUACUUUGACAAGAAAAGACCCAACCCUCCUCGGUACAAGUCCCCUCUAAGGAGAUACGACCCGAAUGAUGAUACCACGGCCAAAGAAAUACUAGUAGAUGGGGAGACUCAUAUCGGUAUUUUGACCCCUCCGCCAUUCUUUGCAUUACUCAAGGGAAGACAUCAUGGAUGA
Messenger RNA from Fusarium subglutinans, 1410 nucleotides. RefSeq lists its product as uncharacterized. NCBI's taxonomy places the organism in Eukaryota, Fungi, Ascomycota, Sordariomycetes, Hypocreales, Nectriaceae. The record is from RefSeq and is a predicted model, not a curated record. The coding region runs from base 1 to 1410 and encodes 469 amino acids. The transcript has a single exon.